AAACAUGUCAGGAUCCAGCAAGCUACCUUCCAUCCCCCUCUUACUCUCAGUCCUCUUAACUUCCGGGAGGACAUUCUACCAGACACUAGCGCACCUCGUCAAACACCUUGACUCCGCCGGUCUGGCACCAACAGCCUUCUCCAUAAUCACCCCUAUAUGCCUCCUCGCUGCCAAGUUUGACAAUACUGUGUCGUCAAUCAUCGAAAAGUUCGAUUCUGUGCUGUUCUACGCAAGCUGGACUAUACGGUAUGGAACGGGCGCGCGCGAAUAUAAAAUGUUCGAAGACGACCUCCUACAAAUUGGGAAUACCUGCAGGCUCGUGAGGGAAGAGCUCGUCCCCGCCAACUUGGACAGGAUCGAACUUCCCCUCAUAUCCAUACUCCGUGGGCCGUGCGGAUUGGAGACCUUCCUUCGCUUCGUCAAGCAUAUCCCGGGGUUUUGGUCCGUGCGGAUCGACCUUCUCCAGAUAUUAUGUCCUCGCUCUAUACUUCCUGUAGGGCAAUGGUGACCUGCCUCGAUUGUAUUCGCGCCUCUUCCAAGACAAGGAAUGAGUUUCUCAGCAUCAAGGUCGCUCGGACUUGGUUUGGUGCUUGUCAGCCGUGUGACGGAUUCGCGAUCUGGUCUGCGCUGCCAUAUCGAUCUGGAGGCAUACCUACCCAGGCCGCGUUACUCCUACUAUUACUGAUACGAGUAUAGUCCCUCUGAUAGAUAACAGUG
Messenger RNA from Desarmillaria tabescens, 717 nucleotides. RefSeq lists its product as uncharacterized. The record is from RefSeq and is a predicted model, not a curated record. NCBI's taxonomy places the organism in Eukaryota, Fungi, Basidiomycota, Agaricomycetes, Agaricales, Physalacriaceae. Bases 5 to 508 code for a protein of 167 amino acids. The transcript is spliced from 2 exons.